CACUCCAACCACUCUGACUAGAAACAGGCGGUCUGCUCCUUUAACUUGACGGGGGGCUGCAAGUGUAACAUGAGUCCGGAUGAAUAUUGUGCUGCCGGUGCAGAAGCUGCUCGUCAGAGAGAGAGAGAAGAGAGACAUGAUGGAUCCCGUCCCGCUGCUGCUCCUCAUAGUCUCCUCUUCUCCGCUCUGCUCGGCGGUCUACACCGGACCGCUCCAACCGGAGAUCUCCAACGGAUCCUUCCAUCACUUCUUCGUCCCGGACGGAGACUACGACGAGACGGAGGACCCGGAGGACUGCCAGAUGCUGUUCAGGUUCUCCGACGUGUAUCCGUGCGGAGCCUCCGAGGAGAGGGACUCCGUGGUGAGAGACGACUUCAUCAUCACCAAGCUGCAGGCGGAGGACGCGGCGCGGCUGCUGGAGGGCGUCGGACGGACCGUGACGAGCGACCUGGACGGAGAGGACAGCUACGGGGAGUUCCUCCAGAGGGAGAUCUCACAGAUAGGAGAGGCGUUCUCCAGCGUGGACAAGUCUCUGCUGGAGCUGGAGGUGAAGUUCAAACAGAGUCAAGAGAGUGAGCUGAGAGAGGAGCAAGUGUUGAACGGAUACGUGAUGAAGCAAGUGAGUGACGUCAGGGCAUCUCUGAGGACAACUACAGACAUCUCUGUGGGACUGAAGGACAAACACGAGCUGCUGUCUCUCAUCAUCCGCAGUCAUGGGACCAGACUGAGCCGCCUGAAGACAGAGUAUCUCAAUGUUGGCUCAUAGUGGGGCUUAUUCAAAGCUUAGUGUGAGUGAGUGUGUGUGUGAGUGUGUGUGUGUGUGAGUGUGUGUGUUUUUGUGUGAGAGUUGAGACCCUCCAGUUCAACAAAACAACUGGAAAGUUAAUUGUGGCUUAUUAUGAAUAUCCUUCCUGAAUAUCUGAAUAUCUCUGACCUUUGGCUAUCCACCCCAUUCCUUGGACUUGUGUCAUUAAAGGAGCUUCUAACAUAAACAUCAAGACAUUCCUCUGAGUCAGGAGGGAAAAAAGGAAAUGUGAAAUUGUCUCCAUAGUGCCACCUCCGAGGAAGUUUUAUUCAGAAGAAGAGUAUGAAAAUAAAAGCCCUCCAUGUGGAUUCAUCAGCCUUUGAAUCAAUAUUAUCAUUUUUUGUCUUAAAUUAUGUUGUUUAUACAAUUGUAGGUUAUUGCGGAUUAAAUAAAUACUUAUUAUUCAUCACA
Molecule: messenger RNA, 1216 nt
Organism: Sebastes umbrosus (honeycomb rockfish)
Lineage: Eukaryota; Metazoa; Chordata; Actinopteri; Perciformes; Sebastidae
Gene: fibina
Product: fin bud initiation factor a
Exons: 2
Coding region: 80-766 (228 amino acids)
Source: RefSeq, a predicted model, not a curated record